AUGCCUAAGAUAAAGAUAGGCCAUGUCGAAUAUACUGAAGGGUGGGUGCUUAUUGAACCCACAAUCUGUGAGCUGGAUGCCAAAAUUAGAGAAGCUGAAAAUGAUACACAUGACAGGAAGAGAAAGUGCAAAGCACUCUACCCAAUUUCCCGCAUUUCAAGAAGCCAUUACAUUUAUGAUCUUUUCCAUAGAAGGAAGGAUAUGUCAAAUGAUCUGUAUGAGUUUUGCCUGGACCAGGGUUAUGCAGACUGUAAUCUGAUUGUAAAGUGGAAAAGGUCAGUUGCCUCAACUUUAUAUCAUUUGAGCUAG
This is a messenger RNA of Triticum turgidum subsp. durum (durum wheat), 309 nucleotides long. Lineage: Eukaryota; Viridiplantae; Streptophyta; Magnoliopsida; Poales; Poaceae. The record is from the annotation of a GenBank genome assembly.